AUGGACUCAGCGAGUGGCAGCCCGUUCCAGACCGCCGUCGAACACCAGGGUGUCCUUCUAGGGAAGCAUGAGGAGGACAUCUCAGCUGCCCGACAUGCCGUCGAGACACUGGCCGCCCAAAUGUCCGAGCUUUCCUGCCAGGUUCACAGUUUGCACCUCCAGCCUUCCGCCUCUCAUGGUCCUCCCGUUCCGACUGAGCCACGGAUCAAUAAUCCUCUGGUCUUUUCGGGUGAGCCAACACAAUGUCGCUCUUUCCUAACCCAGUUUGAGGUGGUGUUCUCGCUACAGCCCAUGACAUAUGCUAAGGAAAGAGCCACGAUCGCCUACGUUCUUUCUCUGCACAAUGGUUGGGCUCGCGAAUGGGGAACGGCUAACUGGGAGACUGAGACGGAGUGCAUCUCCAGUUUUGCGCGCUUCAAGGAGGAGAUGAUUCGGGUCUUCAACCACUCCCCCUACAUUUGCUGUGGAAUAAAGCCUGUCAACAGAUAUUCUGUGAAGGAUGGCAUGGGGAACAAGAUUUUCAGUAUUCUUGAGGACAGCGAGACUUGUGACAGGCAAUGUUAUGGUACUGGACGUCCUUUCACAAUGAAUGUUACUGACCACUCAAAUCAAGAGGUCAUCAGAAUGGUGCACCCAUCUGUUUGUACUUCCUGCAGCAGCCAUGAGCUAGAGAUUCAGUCUCCACCGGGCACUACCAUUGGACAUGUUCGACAAAACUGGCAUUUUUGCCUACCUAAAUUCACUCUUGAGAAUGAACGGGGUGAACCAGCAAUUAAGAUUGUGGGACCAUGUGUAGGAUGUACCUGCUGCACAGAUGAGAACUUUGAGCUGGUGUCUUUGAAUGAAGCAGCGAUAGACGGAUCAUUUGGCAAAAUAACCAAACCAUUCUCAUGCAGUGGAUCAAAUGCAGCUUUUGUGAUCAGUUUUCCAAGCAACAUGGAUGUCAAAAUGAAAGCUACUGCACUGGGAGCCUGCAUACUUAUUGACUCCAUGUAUUACACAUCAAAAAGGCCAUCGCUUUUGGGUGUCUGCCUAUCGGUGGCAUUAGGCUAUUGGAAAAUAGGCUAUAGGUAGGGCUGUGCUACAUCCACCAAUUUCAGCAAACAUGCCAGUCAGCUGAGU
Messenger RNA from Carassius carassius (crucian carp), 1122 nucleotides. Its product is annotated as phospholipid scramblase 2-like. Gene Ontology annotation, cellular component: plasma membrane. The record is from RefSeq and is a predicted model, not a curated record. Gene Ontology annotation, molecular function: phospholipid scramblase activity. The transcript has 5 exons. Gene Ontology annotation, biological process: plasma membrane phospholipid scrambling. NCBI's taxonomy places the organism in Eukaryota, Metazoa, Chordata, Actinopteri, Cypriniformes, Cyprinidae. Bases 1 to 1074 code for a protein of 357 amino acids.